Molecule: messenger RNA, 1086 nt
Organism: Scaptodrosophila lebanonensis
Lineage: Eukaryota; Metazoa; Arthropoda; Insecta; Diptera; Drosophilidae
Gene: eIF2Balpha
Product: translation initiation factor eIF-2B subunit alpha
Exons: 5
Coding region: 139-1059 (306 amino acids)
Biological process (GO): translational initiation
Cellular component (GO): eukaryotic translation initiation factor 2B complex
Molecular function (GO): guanyl-nucleotide exchange factor activity; translation initiation factor activity
Source: RefSeq, a predicted model, not a curated record
ACCCCUUUUGCUUUUCUUUCUGGCCAACGAAAGUAACUGUCAGUGUAGAGUGCGAAAGCCGCAAGGGCCAAAACAGCUGUUGCAAUCAUUUGUUGACGACGCGUGCAAAACAGACUUAGUUUAGGAAACUUUCUUAAAAUGCCGGAGAUUGUAGAAAAGGGCGAGGAAUUCGACGUGGUCACGUAUUUCCUCCAGUUGCUUGAUAAUGACAAAGACAUGUCAUCGGGAAUAGCGGCCAUUAAAACGCUGUUGAUGAUCCUGGAGAAGAAGCAGUUUGGCACCAUACAUAUACUGCACACCACAAUGCGGGAGGCGGUGGCAGCCAUGCGCAAUACUGAUCUGUCCAUAGCGGCGAUUGUCUCCGCCGGUGAGCUCUUCUGCCGCUUCAUUACGCUUAGUCUGGACGACAAGCAUAUGGAGGAGUGCCGACAAAUAAUGUUGCACCGUGGAAAAAUCUUCCUUACCAAGCUGAAUAAUUCGCGACAAGUGAUUGCCCAGCAAGCACAGCGUUUUAUAUGUGACGGAGGCCGCAUUCUCACACAUUCACGUUCCCGCGUGGUGCUUAAAGCGUUGAUAACAGCGUCGAAAAAUAAAAAAUCGUUCCAUGUCUAUGUGACGCAAGGCGGCACCGAAAACUCUGGGGACGAAAUGAUUAAGGAUUUAAAAGCUGCCGGAAUUGAAUGCACUUUAAUACUGGACUCUGCCACGGGAUAUGUUAUGGAAUCAGUGGAUUUUGUUAUGGUGGGCGCGGAGGCUGUUGUUGAGAGUGGUGGCAUCAUCAACCGUAUUGGCUCGUACACAAUGGGAUUGUGCGCACGCGAGAUGAAGAAACCUUUUUAUGUGCUUGCUGAGAGUUUUAAAUUCUCCCGUCUGUAUCCUUUGAAUCAACGAGAUCUGCCAAAUGAAUACAAGUACUCGCGUAAACACCUAAAUGAUGUCGCGAAAGUUCAUCCCCUGGUCGACUACACACCGCCCGCCUAUAUCACUUUGUUGUUUACCGAUCUGGGCAUCCUGACGCCUUCGGCUGUGAGCGAUGAAUUAAUCAAACUUUAUAUGUAACUGGCAAUAAAAACACAGGAAAUGCAA